CCGAGGUGUCUGAGGGGGCCAGUCCGGAGGAGUUGGUGGCUGCAGCCAAUAACGUGCUGGACUCCUCAGAGAAGCUGGUUGGGACGCUGGUGAAGCCGACCCCAACGCAGAGCAGGAAGUCAGUGAAAACCAACACCACAGAUGUUAACACGUUUGCCAUUGGAAAAAACACCACUGAGAAAGACAUCUCCAAAGUUGAAAAUGAAAACAUAAUGUUGGAUAUAGACCUCAUAGGCAUUGCAAAAAACAACAAUGGAUCGGCAGCUGUUGCCUUGACAACCCUCAAGACGAUGAGUUCCAUUUUGCACGCAGACUUUUUCCACUCCAUCAAUGCCACAGUGAAGACCAUGAUGUCACCUGUUUUGUCAGCCUCCCUGCCCAAAACCCACAACAAAGCAUUAAAAAGCCCAGCUAAAUUCACAAUUAAACACAGUCAGGAGGCGGAUCCACUGGGCCAGAUGUCCUGUGUCUACUGGAAUGGCAGCGCCUGGUUGGUGGACGGCUGUGAUGUGACCGACACCAACUCCACCCACACCAUCUGCACAUGUGUGCACUUCUCCACCUUCAGUUUGAUCAUGCAGACCGAGCGCCCUCCAGAGCCAGAACAGGCAAUGACGCUUUUGAACAGGAUCCUUGUGGCUGUUGGCUUGGGCUCCCUGACCCUGGCGUUGCUGACCUUUGCCCUCUGCCAUAAGAAGACUACCGUGGCAACUCCAGCUCGCGUGAACCUCUGUGCCAGUCUGCUGCUGUCCCAUCUCCUCUUCCUGCUCGUGCAAGAGUUCAUCCACCUCAUCAGCCCUCACAAGGUGGUUUGCUCAGUGCUGUCAGGAGUCCUCCACGUCCUGUUCCUCAGCUCCUUUGCUUGGAUGUUCCUGGAGACCAUCUGGCUCCUGCGCUCAGUGCUGAGACUCAAAGAAUUCAGAUCCGCCCAGAACAGCGGACCUCACUGGGGAUAUCAGUGUCUGGUUGGUUACGGAGCUCCCUUUGCUGUUGUUGCCAUUUCAGCAGGGCUGGUGCCUGAGGGUUACGGGAGUGACAAGUGCUGGUUGAAAUUUGACAACGGUUUCAUGUGGAGUUUUCUUGGUCCUGUGUGCUGUGUGCUUGGGAUGAACACCAUCCUCUUCUUCAUCAUUCUCAUCUACCUGCGCAGCGCCAUAUCAAAGAUGCAGCAUGCCAAUGCCAAACUAAACAGAACAUUGGUGUUUAAAACCCUCAUGCAGUCAGUGAUCAUUGGUGCUCCCUGGAUUCUGGGAUUCUUUGUCACAGACAACAAGGCUUUGGAUAUCGUCUUCCAUGUCCUCAGCAGCCAGCAGGGCACCUUCAUCUUCCUGCUACACUGUGUUCUCAACCAGGAGGUGCAACGGGAGUUCUGGAGCCGGUUCAGGAAAUAAUUCCACGUCCAGGUUCAGUAGUAAACACUAAGUUUGCCUUUGGAUAACACCAGACUAACUCACAAGUGAGAUUUCUCGUAGGAAAGGUAUGGCUUACGAUAGCCCAUGGCUGUCAAUUGGUCAUUACAAAUGUAUCAUUAGACAUAUACUUUGCCCAUACUCAAUUAUGUCAGUUGUAUUCUAAAGUCUUAAGUUAAGCUAGAGCAGUGAUUCUCAAAGUGUGGUCCGGGGACCACUGGUGGUCCACAACAGAGCUCAGGUGGUCCGCGAGAGGAAUUCUACUUUUCCAAGACAAGCUAGCAGUAGGCUAUAUUUGUAAACUAAUUACAAACCUAAACAUAGCUGAAGUCUUAUUUUCACCACAAUAACACAGGCUUGUAAUAAAUAAAAAUUAAGUGAAAUUAGCAGUGUCAAAUUAGCACCUGUCAACUGUUAAUUUAGUUGACAGGUGGUCCCUGAACAUUUUACAAGGGACCAAGUGGUCCUCGGUCUGAAGAGGUUUGAGAAACACUGACCUAGAGGAAGAUUAAAAGCAGUGAAUAUGUACAUGCUAAUUAUGUACUUUGUAAUGGCUUCGCUCUCUUAGUAAAUGAGACCAGAAGGCUAUUAGUGGUUUUAAAAUUGUAUGUUGACAAAGCCGGUUUUAUCGCUUAACUUAAUUCUUGGCUUUUUCAUUAUUGUGGUUUUAUUCAGAGGUAAGGAGCAAACAUUUUCCUUGUGAAAAUUCAAUAGCCAGUAGGCAAUUGCCUUAAUGUGACUACCCUAGUAAAAUAAAAGAGGCGUAAAAAAUAGUUUUCAGGACUACCAUGUUCAUAACCUUGGAUCGCCAGAGGAAAGAAGCAUCUGCUGUCUUUAAAGGGACACUGUGCAGGAAAUGGUCAAAAGAGGUACUGCAACUAUGCUGCUCAUUGAAACUGGGCUGCCUAUUGCCAACUUUGAUCUUAACAUGAAAUGUUAAGUAUGUAUUAAGUAGUAUGGUCCAAGUACAGUCAUUUUUGGAAACUCAAAAUGGCUAUUUUUGGAAACUCAAAAUGGCAGACCAUGGAGAAGAUCCCCCUUUUCAUGAAAAGUGCAAUGUUUCCUGUCAUAAUGAAUACUUAGAAUUUGAUGGUGGUGGUAAGUAUUCAUGAAAAAGGUAACAUUAGUGAAUCGGCAGCGUGAAUUCUGGAAAUAAACAACUAAAAAUCUCACACAGUGUCCCUUUAACUUAUAACAGCAUAAUCUCUUUUCAGACUUUAGUUUACUACAUUAUCUAUGUUCUGGAUGGAAAUUGCCUUUGAUCCCUAUUUGGGGAUGUGGUUGUGGAUUUAACUUUUAAUCCUCCCCUGCCCCCCCUUGUCCCAUGAUGGUGGUACCCUGGGUUUGGAACCAUUCCAGCCCUGAUCCCUUGUUGCCCCUAUUGGCCUAACUAGACAUAGAAAAUUCCAUAGACUUUUGUUGCAAGCACUGUUUGAUUAUAUUUUAGUAAUGCUACAGAUAAUUUGUGUAAGUAUUUUAGUAGACUCAUGUUUUGUACUUCAUUUAGGGUACUCUAUGUUCUUUUUUCUAUACUUUGUACUAUUAUGUUUAUAUUAUGUAAUAAAUUCCUGAUUUUGUGUGCCAUUCGUUGCCUCUGCUAGCAGUCAUAGAGAUUUCAGUUCAUGGAUUGUAUGUACUUUCGUCUAUUUUCUUUUAUGUGUGGUUGAUCCCUGUCACUGUUGAUGUAAGAAUAAUAAUACUCAGUUAAUAUCUUAUGUUUAAUCACUUAGGGCGGAAUUCUCCCACCCGCGUAAGUCAAAAAAAAAAGCGCAACAGCGCCUCCAAGCUGAUUCAAGUCAGUGAUUAAGCGGGGCUUACGCAGGAUAUGAUCAGUUGCGCACUUUGGGUGGGGCCAGGCCAAAAUCAGGGUGUUUCUCAUGUAAAUCAAUCCUAAGCGUAUUCUCCCGUCCACUUACGCACCUUUUCCUUUACGCGCAUCGAAGGGCUGUAGUAAGGUCAAGCGCCACUAUGAGGUAAAAUGUAAUAUUGCAUUUGAUGCUCGCUUGGCAUUUUGAGCAUGUUACACGGUAGGCCUAUGCUUUGCUGAUGUUCCUUACCGUCAGCGUGGGUCCAAAUCGAAAUUCAUUCACUGUUCCAUUAACUGUGACAAAAUAU
This is a messenger RNA of Engraulis encrasicolus (European anchovy), 3524 nucleotides long. Its product is annotated as adhesion G protein-coupled receptor E3-like. The record is from RefSeq and is a predicted model, not a curated record. NCBI's taxonomy places the organism in Eukaryota, Metazoa, Chordata, Actinopteri, Clupeiformes, Engraulidae. Gene Ontology annotation, biological process: adenylate cyclase-activating G protein-coupled receptor signaling pathway; cell surface receptor signaling pathway. The coding region runs from base 213 to 1391 and encodes 392 amino acids. Gene Ontology annotation, cellular component: plasma membrane. The transcript is spliced from 10 exons. Gene Ontology annotation, molecular function: G protein-coupled receptor activity.